Miscanthus lutarioriparius is the source of this 642-nucleotide messenger RNA. Lineage: Eukaryota; Viridiplantae; Streptophyta; Magnoliopsida; Poales; Poaceae. The record is from the annotation of a GenBank genome assembly.
AUGUCCCCGGUGGCGGCGGCGGGCGUGUGGAUCGCCGUCCUCGUGGCGGUGGUCGUGGCGUCCUUGGCUCCUGCGGCGGCCAACGAGGAAGGAGACGCGCUGAUGGCCCUGCGUCACAGCGUGAAGGACCCCGAUGGCGUGCUCGCGAGCUGGGAUCCGAGCCUGGUGAACCCGUGCACGUGGCUCCACGUGACGUGCAACGACGACAACCACGUCGAUCGUAUCGAGCUUGCUAACAUGAGAUUGUCCGGUCCUCUGCCGCCGGAGCUGGGGAAACUGGAGCAGCUGCAGUACAUGGAAAUGAACGGCAACAGUCUGCAGGGUCCGAUCCCGUCAGAGUUCGGCAAGUUGAAGAACCUGGUCAGUAUGGACCUGUACAACAACGACCUCUCAGGACCCCUUCCAACGACGCUUGGGAACCUCAAGUCCCUGAAGGUCUUGCGUAUCGACCACAACCGCCUGACUGGACCGAUCCCCAGGGAGCUGUCUGGACUGCCCGACCUUGCAACCGUGGAUUUCUCAAGCAAUGACUUCUGCGGCACGAUCCCAACAUCGGGACCAUUCCAGAACAUUCCCCUCACCAGCUUUUCCAACAACCCGCGACUGACGCAGGGACCGGGCGGGCACGACGCCAACUGCUAG